UUCGAAUACUGCAAGUUCCCAUAAUGUCAUAUAUCAAGAAUACAUUGACACUUUACUUCGCAAACUUGGCUCAUUAUCAACCUCUGUUAAUGAAUUUAUACAAGAAUUUUAUGGAAAUCUAUAUGAAAAAUUAGAGAAGUUGGUAUGA
Messenger RNA from Scutellospora calospora, 148 nucleotides. Lineage: Eukaryota; Fungi; Glomeromycota; Glomeromycetes; Diversisporales; Gigasporaceae. The record is from the annotation of a GenBank genome assembly.